CACCAUCAUCGCCAUCUGCAUUGAACCAACGCCAACGUUUGCAUUUAAUUGAUUAAACCAAUUAAACCACCGUGCUAGUGGGCAAAUUCGAGCGAUUCUUCCAGGCAAGCUGGAGUUCUACUGUGUAGCCGAGCUUUUGCAACAAUGCUCGGUAGCGCAUAAUGGUUAGACGAUGCUUUGUACCCUUCUGCAACUCGGGGUACAGAUCGUGCAAAGAAAAGUUUUCGAUGUUCGCCGCACCUAAAGACGACGAACUUUUGGAGAAGUGGAGGCGCGCGAUACCAGCGAUACCCAAGAGGCGUCGAGCGCUUCAGACGAACGAUUACGUCUGCGAGAAACACUUCGAGCCCGAACUCGUGUGCAAAGAAUGGACGGCGCACUACAAGGGGCACGUUUUGGUGAACGUCCCCCGGAAAAGGGUCAUACUUUCGAGGGACGCCGUGCCGACCAGGUUCCCCGACUGCACGGCGAACCUCCCCAAAACCCCGAGGCGCUCGACGAAACCUCUCGUAAGGGCAUCUCUCGUCUUGUCGAAGAAAAGCAAGUCAUCCAUUCGAGCUCCUUGCGAGGGAAGCGCCAGUGACUGUCAGUGUUCAUGCGAGUCGCCAACUGCCGUGUCCGGCAACCCUGUGGGCACUGCAGUCUUCGGGCCAGGUGAAGAACAAGACUGCACCGGCACCUCCGUUAAAAAAGAGUCUUCCGUGUUUUCAAGCCUGUUGUACGACAUUCCGAUAUCUUUUCUUCCCGCAAUGUCGUGGGGGGUACACAGGCUUGAACUGGGUGACGAGAAGAGCGUUGUUUUUUCGCAGCUGAAGCCUUCCCAAGGACUUUUCAGCGACCCGUCAUCGGGAAGCGCGAGUUCGUUUACUCCCUUCGGCGCUCCCAAGAUCGUGCAAAUCGACGAGAAAAUGCGAGUUCGCGCGGUCUUCAUGGGAAAGUGCGUCCCCUUGGAGCAACUGAACUAUGCAGGCCAGCUGUCGACUCUUGAUGACGUACAGUCGUUCUUACAAUACGUGGACCAAAUUAAGAUUUGUGCCGGAGGGCCGAUUGCUCUGGGGCAACCCCAAGUUGAACCUGGAAGCGCGUACAUUGACACGAACCACAGGUGGCGCCACAAUAGCUGCUCCUUGAUCGUACACUUCGGAAGCGUCAUCUUGCCUAAUGUGCCUUAGCCUGCCUGCCACAUUGCAGAUUCGCCAGAAGAGGAUGCCGAAGGGAAAACGGUUGUUGCAAACAGCCAGAUCACGGCGUCGGUAGUUUGGAUGCUAGCAUUGAAGGAUGUGGUUGAUACAUUGUGCUGAGCUAAUUACGCACUCAGAAUGUUGAAAAACAGGCUGCUUAAGCAAUUUAAACCGAUAGCUUCUGAGGUAAAGAAAGCUCGCAAACAGCUUAAAAAAACUUGGACGCUUGCGCUUCGCCUUCGAGAGUUGAGCUGCAAUCGCCUGGUUGGGCCUCGUUCGCAUAGUCAUCUCAUUCGUUUGCCAGCCUUCGCUUCCCAGUGGACCCCUCAACCUUGCCUUGAGGAAAGGAAUGUCUCUGUGCGUAACAUUGGUAGUCUCAGGUGCAGUUGUGAAUUGCCUACAACGGCAUAAUUUUUCAUACUGCGAACCAGCAAAGUACCCACUACGCGUCCGUAAGGCAACAUGCACAGCUUCCACAGCUGCAUAGUUUGUUGAUGCUGUUGCUGCUGAUAAUGAGAAAGUGUGCCUGAGUGCUUUGCAAUGAGUGUGUGGACCUUUAAACCACCCACUCAUUGCGCUACUCGCAUGGUGUGACGCUUGGAAUGAUUCUACGAUUCUGCCACGCAUCAUUACAUGUGUUAACGGUAGUCCUUGCGCUACGUGACACCUGUGCAGGGUUUUUAUUGUCCGAAGCAGUUUCACGCAUUGGCGUGGCUCUGUGGUAUAACACCUGACUGCCACGCAGACGGCCUGGGUUUGAAUCCCACUUGAACCAGAGAUGAUUUUUAUUAUUUAUUUCUUUGCAUCUCAAUUUUUUUGCUCAUGGACAACGUCGAUUUUUCACUCACAACCAAAGACGCUGAUGCCAACACCAGAAUUUCUGUGAAACGAGUUCUUUAAUGCUAUGGCAUUAAAAAAUGGCUGAUGAAUACACCAAAACAAAACUGAAAAACGAUGACUUAGCCAGAACACACAUCACAGUAGUGAAAGAGUGCCUAGUGACUGCUAUGCUGGCUAACAAGAAAGGAUGACACUACACGGAACAGUGGCUACCAAUGUGCCGUCUACUACACAUACGAAACCUAUCUGUGUACAAGUUCCUCCGUGACAACAAUGCGCUUUCGCUGCCGAGCCUGACAACCGUGCGGAAGUGUUUGAGCACUGCGAGAGUGAAAUGGGAAUUUGAUUCCAGGUUUUGUGCUUCCUUUAAAAAUAAAAUGGCAUGCAAGGGCAUGUUUCAGUGCCACAGGAUUCUGGUGUUCAAAGAAACUCGAGUCGGGGAGGAAACGAGGGUGCACUCCAAAUCGACGACUUACUGUGGGUUCAGUGACUUUGGUGAUGGCAUCACCACAGGUGAUGACCUUGCAGAUUGUGGUCUAUUCUUCACUGUUAGUGCUUUCAGUGAGAAUUAUUGACAACCAGUUGCAGUAUACACCAGUAAAGGGCCUAGUAAGAGUGUCAUACUUGUGCUGCUCGUGUUGAAGGCAAUAUAUCUGCUUGAGGAGGCCGGCACGAUAGUAUAUGAUGGUGCCCCAGCCAGCCACCUCAUGUGGAAGAGCUGAGCCUAAGUGGGGCACUACACAAAGCUAGUCACUCGUUUUUUCACCCAACUGAUGAUGCACGCAAAGUUAGUUUUUUUCUAAUGCAUUUCACCAAAUAAAAUACGCACAGACCUGGCUGUAUGCGCGAAAGGUUUUGUCCAGUAAAUGGUAAGCGCGUUCAGUGGCCACACUACGACCGCAUUUUUUUCAUGGACUUGGGACAAGCUGGACACCUGCAUGUUUGCCUGAAGAUUACUCAUUCGCACAUCAGAAUGUCCAACACUGAAAAAAUGUGGGUUAGACUUGCAACCCAGCUGUUAGGCCAAAGUCUAGCACAAGGCUUUGAUUUAUACUCAUAAAGGAGCACACAGAGACUUUGUAACAUUAAAUGCACAAGAGAAUUUACAAUUAGAUUCAACAAUGUCUUUGAUGCUACGAAUCGCAGUACUCCACAGCAGGGUGUGACUGCAAGAAGCAAAGGACCUGCACAGUGUCGCAUCCAUUUCGCAUUGGCUUAUAGGGACACUAGAAAGAAAAACGAUUUUUCACGGAUUGGUAAAUUACAAUUUCACAAUACCGAAAACAGCACUCUAACUGCUAGAACACGCUUGGAAAGCGAGAAAACACGCGAACAAAAAAUGUGGGUGGCAACACCGCAUUGAAAUUCCCGCAACAAACGCUCGGAUGUUGUAGAUUUUGAUGGUGUCUACUAGGUCAUACGUUGUUCCUAAUUGGCAAAAGUGAUGUACAUGGUCCUCUGAGGGGGCGAUAGACUUAACGCAUCAAGCUUCAGAAAAUCUCGUUGAGGCAAUGUCGCCAAAAUACGAAAAAUACACUUCGAAAUCCGCAACGUCACACACGGAGAUUUAGGCACAAAAUUUAAAAAUGAAACUGACCUUGAUUUUCGCCUAUUAAUCAACAUAUGAUGGUGAAAUUAAUGACAGUAGAACUCUCAGAGUACGUUUUAUCAAUCUGAACUGAUUCAAUCUUUAAUGUCCCUAAAGAUUUUCUGUGUCAAUUAUGUGACAAAGCAGAGAGCUUUCGUGUCACUGUUGUCGGCUUUAGAACUGUGCAGAUACCUCUUGAAAGAACAUGGAUUUAAAUACAUGCUGACUGCCAAUUUUACUAAGAUGUGCUGGAGUGCUUGUAAUUAUCAGGCGAAUAGGAGGCCAAAUUGAAGAUCCCUCAAGGUUGCUGUUGAGUAAUUGAAAAAGGAGUCGGAACUGAAAGCUUAAGGUAGCCAUGCCGUUGAAUUUUAUUUCCAAAAUUGUAGUCAAAUAGAAUAGAAAUGGUAUUGACUAGAGUUUUUGUUGAACAAUAAAUAUC
Molecule: messenger RNA, 4048 nt
Organism: Rhipicephalus sanguineus (brown dog tick)
Lineage: Eukaryota; Metazoa; Arthropoda; Arachnida; Ixodida; Ixodidae
Exons: 2
Coding region: 162-1172 (336 amino acids)
Source: RefSeq, a predicted model, not a curated record